Styela clava is the source of this 1572-nucleotide messenger RNA. NCBI's taxonomy places the organism in Eukaryota, Metazoa, Chordata, Ascidiacea, Stolidobranchia, Styelidae. The record is from RefSeq and is a predicted model, not a curated record.
UAUUGCAUUUUUGCUUAUAGAAUGAUAUUAGGAUAUAAUCUUAUCCUUGUUGUUAUACUUUUUAUCCAACAAAAUGUUCAAGGUCAGAUUUGCAGUGAAUUUUCAGAGUUUAAAUGCUUCUGGGAUGGAGCUUGUAUUCCGAAUGAAUUGAAAUGCGACGGAAGAUUUGACUGCGCUAAAGGAGAGGAUGAAACUGAAUGGUUUGCUGAAUGCUCCAAUUGCUCAGCCAUUGGUAAAUUUCAUUGUCACAAAGAAAGUGGUCAAGUUUGCAUCAGCAGGGAUUACAUGUGUGACGAUUAUAGUGAUUGCCUGCACGAAGAAGAUGAAAGUUAUGAAUUUGCAAAAUGUCCGAAGAAAUGUAAAGCUAACUUGGAAAAAGCGGCACUUGUUGGAAGACCAGCAUGUCGAAAAAAAUGCAGAAUCAAUAAAGAUUGUAAAAAGAAAUGUAAAAAAGGACAAGAUUGCUCCAAAAUUGAGAAGAAGAAAUGUGUUUGCGAUCAUGAAUGUGGAAUGUCUUGCGUUGCCAUUUUAAGAACAUGUCCUCCACUUAAAAUGAUUCCAAAUCUACGUCAUAUCCGGUAUGUGCGUCGAAGUCGCCACACAAACAAGCUCGAAGAUGCAGUAGGACCAUAUAAAUACGAUGUCCGGGCUUAUCAUACCUGCGAACCGGGGUAUCUCGCGGUUCCUAGUAAUGUUAGAUUUUGUCACGGAAGAGCGAGAGGGGAAAAUAAAACGUGGACAAAAGAGAUUUUAUGCACAAGAUCUUGUCCUAUGAAAGAAGAAGACAAGAUCAAAGAAUACGAGUUAUCGUGCGGUUUAGAUUGUAUAACAGAUGGAGAUUGUGCUGCAGGGAAAACUUGCCAGUGUGACGACCCCUGUGGAAGAACAUGCGUCGACUUGAAGAUAGAAUGUGGUGAUGCACCACCUGCUGAAAACUCAUUCAUCGAAUACACCGGGGAAGGAUUUGAACGCGUGGCUCAUUAUAUUUGUAACGAGGGAACAUAUACUGCAGCGGGGGAUGGUUCUAGAGAGUGCACAGGGAGUGGAAAAUGGGGAGGAAAACUGAUACAAUGCAAGCGUGUAACAUGUCAAGAUCCAGUACCAGCUAUAUCAAAGAUGGGUGGACGCGUCCUUAAUUAUGAACACACUACUGCAUAUUACUACAACGCAACGUUGAUGUUUGCAUGUGGAUCUGAUCAAAGACUGUUGGGUUCUGAAAUACGAACAUGCAUGGGAGAUGGAAAAUGGAGCGGCGUCAACACAGUGUGUGAUAACAUAGGAAACCUGGAACGUUGUCCACAUCUCGGCAUUCCAAUCGGUGGUUACAUGAAAGGAUUCGCAGGAGAUUAUGAUUUCGUUGUUGGAGCAAAAGUCGAAUUUUCAUGCCAGGAUGGCCUUGUUUUAGUCGGAGAAAGAAAACAAAAAUGCCUCUUUGUUAAAGAAUGGAGUGGUGAUGGCGCGCCUGAUUGCGUAGUGAUUUGCCAACAGAUGUCAUCAAUAAAUUGUCUCAAAGCACAUCAAACAUCAGACAAACUGAAAAUUUUUCUAGCUCGGGAAGAACAAUCCAACUAA